Molecule: messenger RNA, 1230 nt
Organism: Drosophila ananassae
Lineage: Eukaryota; Metazoa; Arthropoda; Insecta; Diptera; Drosophilidae
Gene: Fsn
Product: F-box/SPRY domain-containing protein 1
Exons: 3
Coding region: 171-938 (255 amino acids)
Biological process (GO): proteasome-mediated ubiquitin-dependent protein catabolic process; synapse assembly involved in innervation
Cellular component (GO): synapse; SCF ubiquitin ligase complex
Molecular function (GO): protein binding
Source: RefSeq, a predicted model, not a curated record
CCAGAACUUGGCAACACCACCCCAGGUGAACACUGUCAAUAGUCUGGAAUUUGGUGUUGAAAAAUGACAAAGCAAGGCCCAAACAACCAGUUGAGAGGAAUUAGAUUGGCAAUUUAACAAGCACCACCAAGCAGUGCCUGUAGCGGAGCAGGUGUUGGAGCAGCCUCAUAAUGGUCGAUCCGGUAGCAGCCCUCUGCAACUACAACGUCCUGGAGGUGAUAUUCUCCUACCUUGAGCUGGACGACCUCAGUCACUGCUCGCAGGUGUGCAAGAGCUGGAACCUUUUCCUUAACGACGAAAACAGCGAUGUCUGGCGCUGGCACUGCCUUAACAAACUGCCCAAGGAGGCGCUCAAGUCCGAUCUGCUGUCCUCAGUAUCGACGUACAAAACGAAGCUGCGGGCUUACUUUCAUGCCUGGAGUCCCAACGACUGUUCACGCAAUGUAUACAUAAAACCCAACGGAUUCACCCUGCAUCGCAAUCCUGUAGCACAGAGCACAGAUGCGGCGCGCGGUAAAAUAGGUUUCCGACAUGGACGCCAUGCCUGGGAGGUAAUAUGGGAGGGACCACUAGGCACAGUUGCCGUUAUAGGAAUAUCAACUAAGGAGGCGGUUUUGCAAUGCCAUGGCUAUGUUGCUCUCUUAGGAUCCGAUGACCAGAGCUGGGGCUGGAAUCUAGUGGAGAACCACUUACUUCAUAAUGGGGAUAUGCAGGGCAGCUAUCCACUGCUAAACAACGCGCCCAAGUACCAAGUGGGCGAGCGGAUUCGCAUCAUACUCGACUGUGAUGACAACACACUCUCGUUCGAGAAGAACUACGAGUUUCUAGGCGUUGCCUUUCGGGGUCUGCCGGACAAGAAGCUCUAUCCCACAGUAUCGGCUGUCUAUGGUAACACCGAGGUGUCCAUGGUGUACCUGGGCACCCCCAUGGAUGGAUAGCUCUGCCCGGAGCGAAUGCGGCCUUAACGCGUACAAUUUGUCCAACAAAUUUAAGAUCCCCCUACAAAUUGUGUAAAUUGUAUUUAUCGCUAUUACUUUUCUCGAAUUCCAGCUUGCAGUUAUGUUCGAUAUUAUAAAUUAGUUAAUAGUUUUUUUCCCCUGUAUAAAAUUACGCAUUUUGUUGACUUUACGUUACGCCAAAGUUCAGAUCCACCUGCACACUUCUACACUCGGCAAUUUACGUUAGUUGUACGAACCAAAUUAAUAUAUUAUAGCAAUUAAACAAAAGUUA